This is a messenger RNA of Racocetra persica, 173 nucleotides long. Lineage: Eukaryota; Fungi; Glomeromycota; Glomeromycetes; Diversisporales; Gigasporaceae. The record is from the annotation of a GenBank genome assembly.
UAGAUUUUUGGAAUAGUUUAUGUUGCUCUCUUGGUAUUCUUCCAGUAGAUUUAUUAGAGGCAUUCUUUGAUGGGCUUGUGUUGUUUUUUGGUGAUUCUUCUCAAAUUUGUAUCAUUCUUUGUAGAUUUACGUCAUUUUCUGGUGAUCUUUUAUCAAAUUUGCACCAUUCUCCA